AUGGCCUCCGUCACAUGCCUGGCCAUUCAGCCAUCUCUGGAUAUUUCAAAGUGUGAACCUGUCGUCACAGAGCUCAAAGGAUGCGAUUCACCAAUAUACCCAUCUGAGAUGGCCAAGGUGAAACGAAUCGAUCCACCGGGAAAUGUGCCCAAAUCUUCAUCUCGUCGAGAAUCGCAAACAUCGACUAGUUCAAGUCACCCUCGCUCGGCAUCCCGCAGCACUGUGCGAUCGCGACCCAAUAGCCGUCGUAGUUCCUUCCAUUCACCGCGCCGGGCUGUGCCCAACGCUGCCAUCGUGCCUGUCACAUCACCUCGCACUUCUACGACUUCUACGCAAGACAAGCGAGAGUCACUACUCGCGCUACACCGGGAGUCAUGUCGUCUGUUCCAAGGCGAUGGAUCGAACAGAUCCUCGAUCGAGACAAGACCUUCUCUGCGCCGGACAGCAUCAACUACAUAUAGAUCCCAGCGAGAGGGUCGUAUAUCAACAGAGAAAGGGAGCUCAGAACCUUCCUCUCCUGUUGCACUUUCAUAUUCCAGCUUCCGCUUUGAGCCUGAGUCUACUUCAGCUCCACCGAGGAGUGCACCACACUUCGUCACAUCAAGAGAUCGAUCAAAUACCUUGCCCAGCCGCCACCACCACAGUCCCUCAUCCUCAUCCAUUCAUGUCCCGGCGACAGUAAUGGAAUGGACCUCACCCGAUACCCGGCGGCGCGAGUAUGAGAAAAUCGACCGGGCAAGCAGUGGUGUCCGAGGGUUCUGGCGUCGCGUUGCACCUCGCUGCUUCCAAACUCGCGACUCACGCACCCCGUUCUUCGAGGAAGGCAAAUCCGAGCGCGAAGGCAGUGUACGACGGUUCCGCAUGGAUCUCCCUGAAGAUGAAGAAUUACCUUCCCCUCGAGGAAAGCCACAGGUCCAGGUCUUGGAUCUCCAGGGCAAGAACACUUCCAACUCGAAUUCAAAUCCAUCGGAUGGCGCUCGAAGACGGUGGGGGUGUCUUCGUUCAAAGUCUUCUACUCUUCCUAAUGCCUAA
Messenger RNA from Penicillium griseofulvum, 1032 nucleotides. RefSeq lists its product as uncharacterized. Bases 1 to 1032 code for a protein of 343 amino acids. The transcript has a single exon. Lineage: Eukaryota; Fungi; Ascomycota; Eurotiomycetes; Eurotiales; Aspergillaceae. The record is from RefSeq and is a predicted model, not a curated record.